This is a messenger RNA of Marchantia polymorpha subsp. ruderalis, 1614 nucleotides long. NCBI's taxonomy places the organism in Eukaryota, Viridiplantae, Streptophyta, Marchantiopsida, Marchantiales, Marchantiaceae. The record is from the annotation of a GenBank genome assembly.
UGGACCUGGAGGUAAUGAACUUCAUGUCGAGACACGCAUAACUUCUCAGUCAAUAUAAAACCUGAUUCAGCCAAAGAUUCAGCCAUUGUCAUCAGAUAUCUUAUCUAAGCUUGAGCGUAAGCUUAAGCAUACGGUUGGAGAAUCUGAUCUCUCCCUACUCUGCAAUUUAUCCAGCCAUUACGAAAUAGUUCAGGCUCCAACAAGACUCCGAAAUGAAUUCCACCGGCUCGAAAUGGCUGCUUAGCUUGUUGCUUCUGGCUGUCGUAGCAGCAGCAGACGCACAGCUAUACGAAUCAUUCUACGCAGCCAAGUGUCCCCAGGGUCCCGCUAAGGUUGCUGAGGUCGUCAAGUCUUGGAUUGCCAAAGACAGAACACUGGCACCAGCUCUUCUUCGACUGCACUUCCAUGAUUGCUUUGUUCGGGGCUGUGAUGCGUCCGUGUUGCUGAACGGUGCGACGAGCGAGAAGGAAGCCCCUCCAAACAAGGGCUCUCUGCGAGGGUUCAAUGUUAUUGACGAUAUCAAAGCCAAAGUCGAAGCUCUGUGUCCGGGGGUGAUUUCAUGCUCCGACAUUUUGGCACUCGCAGGCAGAGAUGCAAUUGUAGCGAUGGGAGGAACAAACUGGAGUGUGCCACUUGGACGUCGAGAUGGAGUUUUGUCCCUGGCGUCUGAAGCAAACGCAGAUUUGCCCUCCCCCUUCUCAACCUUCGCUUCUUUAGUCAGCAACUUCGGCAAGAAAGGGCUCAGCACUUCUGAUCUCGUUGUCCUGUCAGGCUCGCACACCGUUGGCCUUGCACACUGUGCCGUCAUGCAGCCUCGUCUGUACAACUUUUCGAGCACUGUCAAGACGGACCCAGCUCUGGAUCCCACAUUCGCGACUGCUUUGAAGAAGCUGUGCAAGCAGGGUGACGUAGCCACCUUAAUCAAGAUGGAUCAGAGCAAGGCCGUGGAUACUUGGGAUCCCAACUACUACUCCAACGUCCUUCGAGGAAGAUCCCUCUUCACGUCGGACGAUCAGCUGAAGAGAAACCCCGCAGGUGUGAAGGUUGUGCAGCAAAUGAACAAGGCCCCUUCGCCUUUCAACAAAGCAUUCGGGGACGCCAUGGUCAAGAUGGGCAAGAUUGGCGUGCUCACAGGCACCAACGGCCAGAUUCGCAAGAAAUGCUUUGUGAAGAACUAGACUGCUUCUGAAUUAGCGUCAACAAUUUAGACAACGACGCUGAAGACAAUCCGAGGAAUUCACCGACCGGUUGAGUCGGGCUACCAUUCUGGUACAGCGAGACGGGAGACAAUCUCAAGCCGCAAACACGUCAGAUUGGAGCUUUAAGAUAGAAUUCUUAUCACUCAGACCCUAACCUCACAGAAGUCAAUCGGCGAUGGAGUUCACAUGCCGAUUCUUCGAGUUGAAUCGUUCACUUCGAUUAUUUGAAAGAUGUCUGAAGUGUAGCUGAGUUAGCUGAAGGACUUUUAGACAGUCAUAUUCACCGACAAUAUAUUUUAAGCGUUGCUCCUGAUUCAGAACGCACGCUGAUUCUUUGAUCGUUCUCCCAGUGAGAUCAUCCAAUAAAACAUGCACGGAUCACCAACUCAAAAUUUGUGUUCACAUUGCGACCAAA